Ornithodoros turicata is the source of this 1263-nucleotide messenger RNA. Its product is annotated as chymotrypsin A-like. The coding region runs from base 23 to 907 and encodes 294 amino acids. Gene Ontology annotation, molecular function: serine-type endopeptidase activity. Gene Ontology annotation, biological process: proteolysis. Lineage: Eukaryota; Metazoa; Arthropoda; Arachnida; Ixodida; Argasidae. The record is from RefSeq and is a predicted model, not a curated record. The transcript is spliced from 6 exons.
CGCGAGACAGCCGCCGCGAGCCAUGGAGUCCCGCCCCGAAGUGAUCUCCUACCGGAUGGCCAUCAACGCACUGCUCAUUGGAUGUACUCUUCUGCUACCACUGGUCGCAUCGCAGUCAUGCGGAGUCAGCCUCCUAAACGAGAAAAACAUCGAGAGGAUCGUGGGUGGACAGCCAGCUGAUCCUGGAGAGUGGCCGUGGCAGGUGUCACUUCGUAAAGUGGGCCGAGAUGGAAGAACGAGACACUUCUGCGGUGGCGCUCUCAUCAGCGACCAGUGGGUGGCUACCGCUGCGCAUUGCGUUGUAACGCAACUAGGUACGGUGAUCAGCCCCGCUAGGACCAUCAAGGUCCGUGUAGGAGAACAUGACCAGAACACUCUCGAUGGUCAAGAGAUUCAGGUGGACUCUCGACAGAUCUUCAAGUAUCACAGCUACCAGGGCUACAACAAUGACAUUGCCCUCAUUAAACUGGCCAAGCGUGUACGCCUCAGCAGUCGGGUGAAACCCAUCUGUCUUCCCAAUAGCGGAGAAGUUUUCGAAGGACAAAACUGUGUCUCUACUGGAUGGGGAGCCACUACUUCAGGAGGAGGAGCUCCCUCUUCGGUGCUGCGUGAAGUCAGCGUGCCAGUGUACUCGAACAACGUUUGCUCUGGACCGUAUGCCCGGAAGUUCCGCAUAACCAUCCAGAAUUGGCACCUAUGUGCCGGAGCUCUUGAAGGCGGCCGGGGAUCUUGCUACGGCGAUUCCGGAGGCCCCUUCCAAUGUAAGCGACCAGACGGCAGCUGGGUUCUGGCUGGCUUGGUAUCCUUCGGUUCUGGCUGUGCUCAUCGAGACUACCCCGAUGUCUACACUAGGGUGACACAGUUUCUCCCCUGGAUAAGUCAAACCAUGUCGGCCAGUCGUGGAUAAGACGACGCCUCAUCAUUUAAAGUGCCAAGAUGAACUUUUUCCUCGUGCUUCUACCAUGUCCGCGUGCUGCACCAGGCAGGAGUACUCAGCAUCGUUUCCAUAGUCAUUCGCUCGCUUGUUGACUGUCUUAGUCCUUUUUUUUUUUUUUUUGCUGAUUAUACUUUAUGGUGUAACGCACCAUGGGCAUUUAAGCCACCUCUACCCUGAAUGAUCUCUAAGAGUGAAUACGUCGUCAAUCAAGGUGCUUCUUGUACUUCUUCACCAGCUGUUGGUUAAAGACACUAUGAAUUUUCCCGAACACGGUUCUGCCUGUCCAGAAACUGGUACACCAGAAAAUUUUCUACCCACUGAAGUGG